Molecule: messenger RNA, 1274 nt
Organism: Elaeis guineensis (African oil palm)
Lineage: Eukaryota; Viridiplantae; Streptophyta; Magnoliopsida; Arecales; Arecaceae
Source: RefSeq, a predicted model, not a curated record
CCAGUGCUCUAGUCUUCGUUACUUCAUCAAAUCCCCUUAUCCACAUUUCAGAACCGGAAAGGAGAGGAGAGCGAAGAAGGAAAAAGAAAAUGGAACCUUUGUGGAAGGAGCAGGACUACCUCAGUUGCUGCGGUAGCAAGAGCUUCGCGAAGGAGAUGGCCGCCGCCUCCCCCUUCGCCGAUCUCGAUCACGCUCUCCAAUCCGCCAGGGAAAUUUGGUUCAACAAGAUCGAUGUGAACGGAUGGCUCGAGGCCUUCGCCUCUCAUCCGGCGAUCGGCGCCGCAUCCCCUUCCAUUUCCCAGUGGAGCAAGGAAGAGCAGUCCACUGCGCUAGCUACUGCUACCGAUUCCACUGUUCAGGAAUUGGUCGAGUGGAAUGCUCGAUACAGGGCGAAGUUUGGAUUUGUGUUUCUGAUAUGUGCGUCCGGCAGGGGCACUCUAGAGAUCCUAGCUGAAUUGAAGAAACGUUACCUCAAUAGGCCCAUCGUUGAAUUUGAGAUAGCAGCACAGGAGAACAUGAAAAUAAUUGAAUUGCGUCUUGCAAAGCUUUUCAAGACCCAGGCCAGAACGGCCCCAUCCAUGACCACACAGCUUCCUGCCACGCAAUCAGAUAAAGCUGGAGAUCGUAUCGGCAUAGUUGGGGCACAUCUUUCAGCUGUUGCCAAGGCAUCUGCCAAUAAAUCCCCUGAAAUUUCAGGUAACAGUCAACGCACUCGCCCUCCAAUCACAACCCAUGUCUUGGAUGUUGCUCGUGGCUCUCCUGCAUCAGGAAUGGAGGUACACUUGGAGAUGUGGAAGGACACCCUGCAAUGCCCAUCAUUCACAGACCGGGAUUCGAGCAAGUGGAUGUUGGUAGGCUCUUCGGUCACAAAUACUGAUGGUCGUAGUGGUCCUUUGAUGGGCAUUGUUGAUUAUAUCACACCUGGGUUUUAUCGAAUAAGUUUCAAUACUGGCAAGUACGUGAGCUCUGGCUUCUUUCCCUUUGUUAGCAUAGUAUUUGAGGUAAGGGAGAACGAAAGAUCAGAGCAUUUUCAUGUCCCUCUGCUGUAUUCACCGUUCUCCUUCACUACAUAUAGGGGUAGCUAGAUAAGGAAAGUGUUGUAUUAGAGAUACCAUUCAAAUAAUGAGGUUGAAGAACAAUUAAUGGUACUUGAUUGUGUUUGUUGAGGGACUUAGGAUGUAUUACUCUGGCUGGUUUGUGUAAUGCGAUGAUGAUGAACAUAUAUGUAUUAUGCCUCCCAGUGGGUGGCACAUCUGGGAGUUCUGUUUGGACAA